Molecule: messenger RNA, 1875 nt
Organism: Crotalus tigris (Tiger rattlesnake)
Lineage: Eukaryota; Metazoa; Chordata; Lepidosauria; Squamata; Viperidae
Gene: TM4SF18
Product: transmembrane 4 L six family member 18
Exons: 6
Coding region: 37-642 (201 amino acids)
Cellular component (GO): membrane
Source: RefSeq, a predicted model, not a curated record
UAAGACUUUAUCAACUGUUUUCUCUGCUCUUUUGACAUGGGAUUACAAAAGUGCAGCGGCUGUUUGAGUUGCCUGUUAAUCCCCCUGGCACUGUGGAGUAUUGUUAUAAAUAUUCUCCUAUAUUUUCCUGAUGGGAAAUCUUCAUAUGCCUCCAGCAAUAAUCACACCAUCUAUGUGUGGCAUUUUGAAGGAAUCUGUUUCUCAGGUAUUAUGAUUCUUAUUCUAGCAGCACUUCUGGUAGUUCUGGACCGGGACGCCUUUUAUGAAUGCUUCCAAAGUGAAAGCUGCACCAGAACAUAUAGACGUUUCAUUUCUGUUGUGCUUUCCCUACUAGGGAUUGCAUUCUCUGGCUACAGUCUGAUCAUAUCUGCUUUGAGAUUAGUGCAAGGCCCAUACUGCAAAACCUCAGCAGACUGGGAAUAUGCCUUCAAAAACACUGCAGGCAGCUACCUCAUGGAUCCUACUUCCUGGUCCCAAUGCACUGAGCCUUCUUAUGUAGUGGAGUGGAACAUCGUUUUGUUGUCUAUUCUGAUAGUUCUUAGUGGCCUCCAAAUCUUGAUCUGCUUUCUGAAAAUAAUUGCAGAAUUAAGGCAAAUCCUGUGUGGAAAUUAUCCCAUCUUUGUUCAGCCUGCACUGAUCUAACAGCCUUGGGGAAUGACUCUACCAUGACUCCAUCGUAUCCCUGAGCGUACAUUUUAAUAUUAAUUUUUAAAACAGGCUUUUCUGUUUCUGUGUUGACACAAGGACUACCAAUGUUUUUCUAACAUAUUAUUUAUGAUGCUCCACACAUUUCAGCUAAAGUGUACAGUUUUUGGAUAGUCUGUUUUUCUUGUUGCCUGUUCGCAUACCCUUUCCCUUUCUUGUAUUUGUUAUAUAUCUAAAUUGCGAAGCUCUUGAAAAAUGAAGAAUUUUUUGUGUUUAUAUAAUAUAAAGCACUUACAUAUCAUCGAUACUAAAUGAAUGAAUAUUUGAUUCAUUGAACAGUCACAUUAUUGUGAACAACAGCUUUCUUAGUAAAGAGAUAGAUUACACCAUUUUGUUUUUGGCUGUGGUUUGUUCUCCAAGCUUGUUUCAAUAUAAUUUCUGAACGUUUCGUUAACAAACUAGGUAACAUCAUCAGCUGGGUUUUCUUGUCCUAUUCUCCUUAGCUUAUAAAUGUCUUGUGUGCCAGUAUAGUCAGUUGGUCAUGCGAUUGGUUGUUUGUUUGGAGCUAUAUUUGAAUUCUGAGCAGCUGACUGGUUCUCCUGCUGAUUGGCACUUCAAAUGGUCUGGAUUCUUAUAUAUUCAUAUGCUGGAUCUAGAUCAAUAUGCAUCUAGCAUGAUUAAAGGAGCAAUUGAAUAAAAUUUCCCCUGCACAGAUGUUGGGAGAAAUGUCAUAGUCUGAGAUGAGAUUUAGGGAAUAUCUUUUGCAUGUAGAAAUCCAUAAGAAUAGACUUACCUAUACUAGUUCACCCAUUGAGCAAGAAGACUUGAAUGGAUCCUAAUUUUCCUUAAUGAAAUACAGUCAUAUUCACUUUGGAUACUUCUUCAUAGGGAGUAUUAAAAAAAUACUUCAUAUUAAUAAAGAUACUUUGUACCUCUUCAUAUCAUUCUGAUCUCUUACAGGUAGUCGUCAACUUACAAGCAUUUGUUUAGCAACUGGCAUAUAUUUACAAUAGUCGCACAUUAUGGCAUUUGCAACCUUCUCAGACAGCUUCUGACAAGCAAAGUCAAUGGGAAAGCCAGAUUUGUUUAAUGACCAGGGCUUGUUUAAACAAGAAUUGUGCAACCUUCCAGGCUGUUGAAAGUAAACAAAAGCUUGCAAAGGGGGAAAUACUGAAGAUAUUUAAAGAAGCUGUUCCUGGAUGAGUCCAUUGGACUAAAGCAACCUCGAAC